AUUCCUCCAGCUUCCUGGGCUCGUUCCCAGGCCAUGGCGGCCACCACGGUGACCGACGCCGGCAGCGUCAGGAUCAUCACGGAGGUGAUCCCGGCCACGGAUCCCCGGGCAGCCCAGCUGGCCUCAGGCUCCCAGGCACCUGCCAGGACCUCGUUCCAAACAGAAGGCUUCCGGAGGGCUCAUCCCAAGGUGUUGGGGACCAUCCACCUCUUCAGUGGAAUUGUCCACGUCUGCUUCGGGCUCAUCCUGACGCUGUCGGAGCACAGUAACCCUUCCCUCCCUGUGGCCAGCGGGAUCCUCUUCUGGCUGGGGAUCCUGCUCCUGGUCUCGGGCUCGUUGCUGGUGGAAAGUGAAAGGAAAGACAGCCCUGUGCUGGUCAAGGCCUGCUGUGUGGUCAGCGUGGGCGUCGUCCUGGGCACGCUGGUGGCCACCGGGAUCCACGGCACGGCCAUCACCCGCAUCGUGCCCGGCUGCGAGCCGCCCGGGCCCUUCCAGCGGCGCCCGGAAUGGUGCCUCAACGCUGAGAGCAAGCUGCUGAGCAACAGCCUGGAUUCCAUCCUGGUGAUCCUCGCCCUCCUGGAAUUCUGCGUGGCCGUGGCGGUUCUGGCGUUUGGAUACGACACGCUCCGGCAGCACACCUACACCCAGCUGGCGCUGUAGCCGCGGCCCAGCCCCGCACGUCCCCGUACCGGAGCCCCCCGGGAUGCCCUCAGCGUGUUCGCUCCCCAAUAAAGGCCUCUCCCCAGCCCAGCCCAGCCCGCGCGUGUCUCCGGGGGUGGCUCGGGGU
Passer domesticus (house sparrow) is the source of this 787-nucleotide messenger RNA. RefSeq names its product membrane-spanning 4-domains subfamily A member 15-like. Bases 34 to 660 code for a protein of 208 amino acids. The transcript has 6 exons. The record is from RefSeq and is a predicted model, not a curated record. Gene Ontology annotation, cellular component: membrane. Lineage: Eukaryota; Metazoa; Chordata; Aves; Passeriformes; Passeridae.